AGGACGGCGUCGGGCGCGCGGGGCUGGGAGGCCGUCGCUGCCUGGCACGCGGGGCGCGCCUGGACUCUUCCUGCGCCGCAGGGCUUCCGAGGCGCGCGGGGGCGCCCCGGGGACCUGGGCUGUGCGCGGGCGUGAGCUCGCUCCGACCGGACCCCGCUGCGCCUGAGGGGCGGCGGCUCCCGGGAGCGGGCCGAGGGCUCCCUCUGCACCGAUCGGCGGUUUGUAUUGAAUAAGCGUUCUGACAAACUGCUGAAGAGAGAGCCUUGAUAGACUGUCUAGGUUGGUUUGACAUCCACAAAUGCAGAACUGAGGGGCUUUAUAGAUCAGAAUUUCAGUCCAACAAAAGGAGUUGUGCUGAACGUGUAUCUACUGAGGCUGGGCACCCUGUAGUUAGUUGUUUUCUGCUCUUUGACCAGUUGUGGUUUUCUGUAAUGGACUCUGUGUGCUGCAAAGAGACGCUUCUUUGAUGAGAGGUAACGCUUCAUUUGUUGCGUUUCCAGUUUCCAAUACCAACUCACCAACAAAGAUUUUACCGAAAACCUUAGGGCCAAUAAAUGUGAAUGUUGGACCCCAAAUGAUUAUAAGCACACCACAGAGAAUUGCCAAUUCAGGAAGUGUUCUGAUUGGGAGUCCAUAUACCCCUGCACCAGCAAUGGUCACUCAGACUCACAUAGCUGAGGCUACCGGCUGGGUUCCCAGUGAUAGAAAACGAGCUAGAGAAUUUGUAGACUCUGAUUUUUCAGAAAGUAAACGAAGCAAAAAAGGAGAUAAAAAUGGGAAAGGCUUGAGACAUUUUUCAAUGAAAGUGUGUGAGAAGGUUCAACGAAAAGGCACGACAUCAUACAAUGAAGUAGCUGAUGAGCUAGUGUCUGAGUUUACCAAUUCAAGUAACCACUUGGCAGCUGAUUCGCAGGCUUAUGAUCAGAAGAACAUUAGACGAAGAGUUUACGAUGCUUUAAAUGUGCUAAUGGCAAUGAACAUAAUUUCAAAGGAAAAAAAAGAAAUAAAGUGGAUUGGCCUGCCUACUAAUUCUGCUCAGGAAUGUCAAAACUUGGAAAUAGAGAAGCAGAGACGGAUAGAACGGAUAAAGCAGAAACGGGCCCAACUACAAGAACUUCUCCUUCAGCAAAUUGCUUUUAAAAACCUGGUACAGAGAAAUCGACAAAAUGAACAACAAAACCAGGGCCCUCCAGCUCUGAAUUCCACCAUUCAGCUGCCAUUUAUAAUCAUUAAUACAAGCAGAAAAACAGUCAUAGAUUGCAGCAUCUCCAGUGACAAGUUUGAGUACCUUUUUAAUUUUGAUAACACCUUUGAGAUCCACGAUGACAUAGAGGUACUGAAACGGAUGGGAAUGUCCUUUGGUCUAGAGUCAGGCAAAUGCUCUCUAGAGGACCUGAAAAUUGCAAAAUCACUGGUUCCGAAAGCUUUAGAAGGCUAUAUCACAGAUAUCUCUACAGGACCUUCUUGGUUAAAUCAGGGACUACUUUUGAACUCUACCCAAUCAGUUUCAAAUUUAGAGCUGACUACUGGUGCCACUGUGCCCCAGUCAAGUGUAAACCAAGGGUUGUGUUUGGAUGCUGAAGUGGCCUUAGCAGCUGGACAGUUGCUUGCCCCAAACAGUCACCAGUCCAGCAGUGCGGCCUCUCACUGCUCAGAGUCCCGUGGAGAGACCCCCUGUUCUUUCAACGAUGAAGAUGAGGAAGAUGAGGAGGAGGACUCCUCCUCCCCAGAAUAAAGAAGGAGAAAACUUGUGUUUUAAUAUUUGACGCUCAUGUGUGUCUUUAGUGUGAGCUCUUGUGUUUUGAAAUGAUUGCUUCAGUCUUUGCCUUUGUUUGCAUUUGUGUUUAGUGAAAACUAGAGAAACACAAGAAGCAAAUCACAUGAAGGCUGAGAUGAUUGAAAUGAAAGUUAACAUAGUGUGACUGAAAACUGAACAGCAGAGCAGUAGGGCACAUCGCGAACAAAGCAUGCUUUCUGAAGAGCUAGAGGGGGAUGAUCCAUGAAGAACAGCCAUGAAUGAAGUUCAUUUGUGUGCAGGGAGGUAGGGUUUAAAGACCCCAUGAUGUGUGAGCGUUUAGACUUGAAAUUGCUGCAGGGAACAGUAUGCAGCGGUGAUCGUUUUCUCCCUCGCUGGUCUGUCGGUCUAUCUAUAGGCAAAAGUAACCUGGAAAGUCCCAGUGGGUGUAGCGCGAGGGAUGUAGAUCGCAAUCCUUGUGCCUGAGGAGCACGGGAACGCUGAGCUAGUUGAAGUCUAGCUGAGGUGCUUCGUGCGUCUGCUGCCUUAGCCUCUAGAAGGGAGCAAGCGCUAUCUUGUAAGUACCUCGGUGACAUUUAGAAUAAUUGAUGGUAAACGGAAGUGACCACUAUGCAUUGGUGCAUAGGCGUGACUAGGGCUACUUCUGGAAGCCAAAUAGAAUAGCAUUUCCAUGUGCAUUAAACCUUUGCCAGCACUGCCUUUUGCCAGCAUCCUAAAUUUGGAGUUUUACUAAGAAGGAAACUGUGCUUAUGGUUUUAAUCAAAGCUAUGCAGUUCAUACAGCUUUUUAAUUUACAAUGAAACAAAGAAGCAAAUUCCUUUGACCAAAUUGCUUGUCUGUAAUUGUCUGCAGUGCUGUAUGAUUUUACCCAUGUGCAAUUUGUGAAAAUGAACCAAAUGUCACUACUUUUGUCUUUAUUUCAAGAAUAUGGACAUCAUUGUUCUCCUGUA
Messenger RNA from Psammomys obesus (fat sand rat), 2706 nucleotides. It is a transcript of the gene Tfdp2, whose product is annotated as transcription factor Dp-2. Gene Ontology annotation, cellular component: nucleus; transcription regulator complex. Bases 467 to 1735 code for a protein of 422 amino acids. Gene Ontology annotation, molecular function: DNA-binding transcription factor activity, RNA polymerase II-specific; RNA polymerase II transcription regulatory region sequence-specific DNA binding. The transcript is spliced from 14 exons. Gene Ontology annotation, biological process: regulation of transcription by RNA polymerase II; regulation of cell cycle. Lineage: Eukaryota; Metazoa; Chordata; Mammalia; Rodentia; Muridae. The record is from RefSeq and is a predicted model, not a curated record.